AUGCCGCCACUCAACCAGACGAGGAGCCGAGCCUGUACCAUUGUCAAAAACAAACACAUAUCUCUUUCUAUUGACACCCCGGGAGGCAUCCGUCAGAAGCAUGAUCGCUGGCCGCAUGCACAUCACAUCCUCACACGAUGGCCCUCCCGUCCCGACUGCAGUCCGUACGAGGUGCUCGAGCAACCCAGGAACGGCGCGUACAGCAAGCGGCGGUUCUACGAGUUGGUCAUGGUCUACCACCCCGAUCGCUGGGUCCACGGCACAUACCAUGGCAUCCCCAAAGAGACGAGGGUCGAACGGUAUCGCCUCAUCUUGGCCGCCAAUGCGAUCCUCUCGGACCCCGUCCGCCGGAAGGCGUAUGAUGAGCACGGUGUGGGCUGGACGGCAGGCGGAAAUCACUCCUCACGGAGGAGACAGACACAGACCGAUCGGCCAGAGAAAUCCGCGUCUAGCGGUGCAAGCUGCCACUGGCAACAACAGCCGAGUGGCAGGAAGCAGCGGCCUAUUUUCAUGCGCAACGGCAGCUUUGCAGUCAUGUUGCUAUGCUUUGCAACUUCGCUGAGCUGCUUGUUGUGGCUCACUGCGUUUUAUAGAGCUGAGAGUAUCUCUAAGCGUCAGAAUUUCAUCCAAAAGCAGCUCAUGGAGGAGCUCGAUAGCAUUGCAUCUAGAAGAUAUCAAUUAGACUAG
This is a messenger RNA of Pyricularia pennisetigena, 687 nucleotides long. RefSeq lists its product as uncharacterized. The transcript has a single exon. The record is from RefSeq and is a predicted model, not a curated record. Lineage: Eukaryota; Fungi; Ascomycota; Sordariomycetes; Magnaporthales; Pyriculariaceae. The coding region runs from base 1 to 687 and encodes 228 amino acids.